UUCCGUUUUCCGACCCGCUUUUACUUCCUUUCCGCCUGUAGAGCCUUGUCGUGAACACGCGAAAACUCUCAGUGAAAAUGCGUUACGUUGCUGCUUAUCUUCUCACUGCCCUGGGUGGCAAAGAAAAUCCCAAUGCAAGUGACAUCAAAAAGAUUUUGGAGAGCGUUGGCAUUGAGGCUGAUGCGACCCGUUUGGAUAAGGUCAUAUCAGAGCUUAAUGGCAAAAAUGUUGAGGAUGUGAUUGCCCAAGGCUACAGUAAGCUGGCUAGUGUGCCAACUGGUGGUGCUGUGGCGGUGGCCACUUCUGCAGCACCUGCUGCCGGAGGUGCCGCUGCCCCUGCUGCUGCAGCAGAGGAGAAAAAGGAGGAGAAGAAAGAUGAGUCUGAGGAAUCCGAUGAGGACAUGGGAUUCGACCUGUUCAACUAGACAGUUUAAGCAGGACCAAAAUAAAGUUGUUGGGUUUUUUUUUUGUGA
Messenger RNA from Electrophorus electricus (electric eel), 473 nucleotides. It is a transcript of the gene rplp2b, whose product is annotated as ribosomal protein, large P2b. Gene Ontology annotation, biological process: translation; cytoplasmic translational elongation. Gene Ontology annotation, molecular function: structural constituent of ribosome. Gene Ontology annotation, cellular component: ribosome; cytosolic large ribosomal subunit. Lineage: Eukaryota; Metazoa; Chordata; Actinopteri; Gymnotiformes; Gymnotidae. The record is from RefSeq and is a predicted model, not a curated record.